Effrenium voratum is the source of this 867-nucleotide messenger RNA. NCBI's taxonomy places the organism in Eukaryota, Dinophyceae, Suessiales, Symbiodiniaceae. The record is from the annotation of a GenBank genome assembly.
AUGGCCGCAAUCGACUUUCUGUCACGCACGCACUGCCACCUCGGCGAAGGCCCGUUCUUUUGCGACCGGCGCGACACGCUGUUCUGGUUCGAUAUUGUGGAGAAAAAGCGAUACGCGCACGACUUUGCCACGGGAACGGAGACCGUUCUCGACCUGCCAGAGAUGGCGAGCGCCAUGGGCGUGGCGGCGGACGGCCGCGACGUGAUCUUCACCGAAACCGGCCUGUUGCUGUGGGACGGCACCGACCUGACGCGGUGCGCCGCGAUCGAGGCGGACAACCCGCAAACGCGCUCCAACGAUGCGCGCAUCCAUCCGUCCGGCGCUUUCUGGCUCGGCACGAUGGGCAAGGGCGCCGAGCCCGGUUCCGGCGCCAUCUAUCGCUGGUUCGCGGGUUCGGUCGACCUGCUGUUCGACAACAUCACCAUCCCCAAUGCGAUCUGCUUUUCGCCCGACGGAACGACGGCCUGGUUCACCGACACGCCGACCGGAAAGCUGAUGCGGGUGGCGACCGAUCCGGCGACCGGCGCGCCAACCGGUGAGCCCCAACUCUUCUUCGAUCAUUCAGGCGGCACGGGUGGCCUCGAUGGCGCGGUCUGUGACGGCGGCGGCAACAUCUGGAACGCCCGUUGGGGUGCGUCGGCGCUCGAUUGCUAUGCGCCGGACGGCACCCGCACCACGACGAUCGACCUGCCGGUCACGCAGCCGAGCUGCCCUGCCUUUGUCGGCGGCAACCGCCUUGCGGUGACCUCGGCAUGGGAGAACAUGGACGCCGCCGCCCGUACCGCCGAUCCCGAUGCCGGUGCAACGCUGAUCGUGACGCUUGACGUGGACAUCGAACCGCGAUUUGAGCCGGCCCUGCAUCUUUGA